UGCGCGUUUAAAUACGUUGAUGCUGCAUUGGAGCGAGGAUCGGGUAGUUGGUUAGCGUUGCCGUGUCCACAGCCAUCGGUCGCAAGCACAGCUCUCUUCCCGCGGUUGGAGGAAAGGCCAAGCAAAAGUUGUACAGGGAAACUCUGCACGAGGGUACUAUCACUGCUGUUGUAGAAAUUCAUCUGCACAGGAAUCAUCACCACCCGAUCGAGGUGUCGGACGAUACAUCGGUUGUGAUGUGACGGCACGCAGGAUGAACCGACGACCGCGCUGCUGUUCCGGGGCACUGGUGGUGGUGGUGGCCCUGCUUGCUCCACUGCUCGUCCCGGCCCGCGCCCAAACUGCGGAAUGUCCACCGUCCGAGCUGAUUCCCGGCUGCCCGUGCUACAACUUCGAGGACGGCCUGUUCCUCGAGUGCGCCGGGGCGACCGAGGACACCCUCAGGUCCACGAUGCUCGGCAUCGUCAGCGCGGCAGGGGAGCACGCGCUCGUGCAAUCGUUGAGCGUCUACGAGCUGGACAAGGGGAUCGAAGUCCUGCGGGAGUCCCUCUUCCCGGUGGGCUCGCGCAUCCGGCACCUUCAAGUGUCGCACUCGUCGCUGCGCGAGGUCUCCGAGACGGCGUUCCGCAGCCUGCGGUCCAGCCUCGAGUCGUUGGCCCUGGUGUCGGGGCGCCUGGUCCAGGUGCCGCAACGCGCCCUCGCCGAACUCGAUGGUCUCGCGGCCCUGGACCUCGAGGCUAACCUCGUGCAGGAGCUCGCCUCGUACUGCUUCUACGGGCUUAAGCUGGUCAAGCUCAGUCUCAAGGCCAACCGGAUAGCCAAGGUCUCCGAGUACGCCUUCGCGGGCCUCGAGCCUUACCUGGCCGAGCUCGACCUCGCCGAGAACAGGCUCAAGCACUUUCCCAUGCCGGCACUCCGUAGGCUGGAGAGCCUGGACUCGCUGAAACUGGCUUGGAACGAGAUAGCUGAGCUUCCGGACGACGGUCACUCGGCUCUAGCGUCACUGCUCGUGCUCGACCUCAGCAGUAACAACUUCGAGCGGCUCGGGCCCGACUGUUUCCGGCCGUGUCCCCUCCUGCAGAGCCUCUCGCUCUACUACAAUGGCAUCGAGGACGUGGACCGGGAGACCUUUGUCUCUUUGACGGAGCUCGAGUCCCUCGAUCUCAGCCACAACAAGAUCGUCUUCCUGGACGCGGCCACCUUUCGGGCUAACCGCCGGCUGCGCACCGUAGAGCUGAGCCACAAUCACAUCCACUACAUCGGGGGCGUCUUCGCGGGCCUCCCGGAACUGCGCGAGCUCUACCUCACCGAGAAUAACGUGCUCGAGUUGCCGGCCGAGGCGUUCGCGGGCAGUGCCAACCUGAGCGUCGCUUACCUCCAGCAGAACGCCAUUCGAAGGAUAGACGCGCGCGGAUUGGCGGGUCUCCGGGAGCUCGAGCAGCUCCACCUGACCCUCAACUACAUCGAGCGCCUGCCCGCCGAGGUGUUCGAGCACUGUUGCGCCCGGCUCUCUUCGCUCUCGCUCGACGGCAACCGCAUCCGCGACCUCGAGCCCGGGACUUUUGCGCGUCUCGGCCGGUUGCGGGAGCUCCGGCUCCAGGACAAUCGUCUGGCCGAGGUGUCGCGUGGGGUGUUCGCGCCCCUGCCCGGCCUCCAGGAGCUCCACCUCCAGGACAACUCCAUCAAGGACAUCGAGUCGGGGGCCUUCAGUACCCUCGGGAGUCUCCAGCACGUGAAUCUGCAGGGCAACCAGUUGACGGUGCUGGGUGACGUCUUCCAGCCUUCGUCGUCCUCUUCGGCCCUCGUCUCGCUGCAGCUCGAUGGCAAUGGACUCGGGGUGCUGCACAACGACUCCCUUCGAGGUCAAGCCUCGCUCAAGGUCAUGUGGCUCGGGCACAACAAGCUGACGCGGCUACAGGCGCCGCUUUUCCGGGACCUGCUGCAGGUCGAGCGGCUGUACCUGACCAACAACUCGAUCUCGCGGAUCGAGGACGCGGCGUUCCGGCCCAUGCAGGCCCUCAAGUUCCUCGAGUUGAGCCAGAACCGGCUCACCGAGAUCGGCGUGGCCACGUUCGCCGAGUUGAGGGAACUCGAGGAGCUCCACCUGCGCGACAACGGACUGCGGCGCAUCGAGCCAGGAGCCCUCUCGGCCCUCAAACGGCUGCGCGUCCUCGACCUGGCCAACAACCGGCUAGGCGUCCUCGAGGAGGCCGUGUUCCGGGAGGCGCUGCCCGUGCGCCGACUGAACCUGCGCAACUGCUCCAUCCGGAGUAUCGAGGACGGCGCCCUGGGGGGUCUCGGCGAGCUGUUGGAGCUCGACCUGCAGGACAACCAGCUGGACGCCUCGGCGCUGCGUCGGCUGCGGAUCUCCGGGCUGCAAGCCCUCACCCUUUCGGGCAACAGCUUUGGCGGUCAGGGCCUCGCGGACACCAGUCUCCACGGGCUGCCAUCGUUGCAGCAGCUGACCCUCGAGGGCGCGGACCUGGGCCAGCUGCCCGAGGGCCUGUUCGUGCUGAACGUCAACCUAGCGCGGCUGCUGCUCGGGCGCAACGGGCUUCGGAGUCUGCCGCCGGGUCUCUUCGACAACUUGCUGGGGCUGCGCGAGGUGCGGCUCGAGAGGAACCGGCUGGCCGGGCUGCCUUACGCGGCCCUCGUCGGGGCCAAGAACCUGGAGAUCCUCUCACUGGCGCACAACGAGGUCGUGGCGGUCGACGUCGCGAGCCUUGCCGGCUUGCGACAGCUGCGCGAGCUCGACCUCAGCUACAACCUGGUCGAGUCGAUGUCGGGGUUUGCCCUCGCCAACCUGUCGCGGCUCUUCUCCGUCGAUCUGAGCCACAACGAGCUCCACUCCCUACCGGCCAACUUUUUCACCAACUCGCCGCAGCUCAGGCGCGUCGAUCUCUCCGGCAACAAGUUCCACCAGCUGCCCGCGGCCGCGCUCUCCGGGCGCAACCUCCCCGGCCUCGCUUGGCUCAACUUCACCGCCAACCCCCUCGGCAGACUUCACGGCGAGCAGCAAUCCCCCGAGGCCACCUACCCCCUCCUCCAGGAGAUCCACCUGGAGCAGGUGAACCUGAGCAUCCUCACGAGCCAGGAGUUCGAGGCGUUCCCCGGCCUGCAGAACCUCUACCUCGGGCGCAACGGCAUAUCCCGGGUCUCCCCUGGGGCCUUCCGUAGCUUGCCCAACCUCCUGACCCUCCACCUCGGCGGCAACGGCCUGGACAUCCUGCCCCAGGAGCGGCUACGGGGCCUCGAGCACCUCCGCAUCCUCAACUUGACCCGCAACCGGCUAAAGGAGCUCGAGGAGUUCCCGGAGGACCUCAAGGCCCUCCAGAUGCUCGACCUGUCCUUCAACCAGAUCGGGGCCGUUGGCAAGCUCACCUUCAAGAACCUCGUCAAUUUGGUCGAGCUCCACCUAUACGGCAAUUGGAUAUCGGCCGUGUCCGGUGAGGCGUUCCGGCCCCUCAAGAAGCUACGGCUCCUCGACCUCAGCAGGAACUACCUCGAGAACCUGCCCCUCAACGCCUUCCGGCCCCUCGAGACGCAGAUUCGGAGUUUGCGCGCCGAAGAGAAUCCCCUGAACUGCGGCUGCGAGUCCCAGGAGUUGUGGGAGUGGCUGCGGGACCAUCAGAAACUCGUAGGCUCCGGGUCGAGCCGAGGCCGCGGCCGCGGCGUUGGACUGAGCAGCGAGACCGAGGCCAGUGCCCUGAGGUGCGAGCAACCCCCCGAGCUCCGAGGCCUCGUAUUCCUCGAUCUCGACCCCCACGCCUUCUGCUCGGUACCGCUGGUCCUCAAACUGGCCAUCCAGGACAUCCAGCCCUUCUCCGUCCUCGUCUCCUGGCAGAGCCGCAACCACUCGGGCCUCCACGGCUACCAGGUCGCCUAUCACGCCUUGGGCAACGUCGAUGAGGUGCGGGGCAAACUACUGGAGCCAAAGGCCCGGUCGGUUCGUCUGGCGCGGCUGGCCCCCGACACGCGUUACCUCAUCUGCGUCCUGGGCCUGGGCAGCUGGAGCGCCCCACCGGCCGAGGGCAUCGAGUCCCCGGGUCUCCUGGCCUCCUCGUGGAACUCGACCGAGGAGGACGAGCUGCUGCUCGAGGGCUCGGCCCACCCGGUGAUGGUCAACUCGCCCAUGAGUAGGUGCACGGAGGUGCGCACCCUCGAAGCCCCGGGCUCGCCCCUCGGUGAGGGACCCGCCGCCGAGCGAGGCAGCCUCGCCAGCAUCCUCACCCGCCGGCUCGGCCUCAUUGUCGGCAGCUGCAUGGGCUUCGUCGUCUUCGUCGUCCUCAUCUCGGUCCUCGGCUACAUGAAGAUGAAGAAGCAACGAGCGGCCCUUAAGCGCGAGCAGCCCCUCGCCGCGGCCCAUCCACCCGAUUACCUCUCUUACCGGCACUUUUCCCUCCAGAGCGGCGACAACCGCCCGGACAACGCCUGCCCGAGCUUCAUCACGUAGCAGCGGGGCCGCGAGCGCGACGUCGAGCUCAAGACCGUCGCCACCUGCACCGACUACUUUGGAUGAACUCGAAUCCGACUCCCCCCCCCCCCGUGUAUAUGUACACCUGCGCUCCGCAGUGUCGAUUCAAUCUUGGAUUUCCGAGCGCCCUCGUACCGGGGCGUUUCCCUUAUCCCAUCCAUCCAGCAUCCCUCGAGGUCCCCUUUCUAAAGAAGACUGACUUUUUUUUCACGAAUUUUUCCUUUUUUUUUUUUACUCUCGAGCUUACGUAUACGUAAUAAAAGUGUGCG
Copidosoma floridanum is the source of this 4743-nucleotide messenger RNA. RefSeq lists its product as uncharacterized. Gene Ontology annotation, molecular function: protein binding. Gene Ontology annotation, cellular component: extracellular matrix. Lineage: Eukaryota; Metazoa; Arthropoda; Insecta; Hymenoptera; Encyrtidae. The record is from RefSeq and is a predicted model, not a curated record.